Messenger RNA from Chenopodium quinoa (quinoa), 2095 nucleotides. RefSeq lists its product as uncharacterized. The transcript has 10 exons. NCBI's taxonomy places the organism in Eukaryota, Viridiplantae, Streptophyta, Magnoliopsida, Caryophyllales, Amaranthaceae. The record is from RefSeq and is a predicted model, not a curated record. The coding region runs from base 223 to 1896 and encodes 557 amino acids.
CAAACUUCUCCUUCCUUCGUUCUCCUCCCUAGCUCGCUGCUGCUCCUUCCUUCGUUCUCCUCCCUAGCUCGCUGUUGCUCGCUGCCGCCGCUGCUUCGUGCUCAAAUCUCUAUUUAAGAAAUGAGUUAGAUGAAGUGAUCUUAGGUGCACUGACGAACUACAACGUUCUCUAUCUUAAAAUUGGAAUCUUGAAGCUAUUUCUUGUCAUGUACUUUCUACCGGAUGAAGGGGAGUAAAGCAAAAGCUUCUAAUUCCCAAAGUCAGCUUCCAGACUAUGAGUUACAAAGGCUUAGAAAAUUGAAGCAUAAUGCUGAAAGAAUGUCAGCCCAAGGAUCGGGAUCCUUGGCGAAUAAGAUAUUGCAACAAAAAACACGCAACAUACUUUGUUCGAGUGUGAGGCAGACAGAUGAUGGCUCCUCAGGAGACUCUGAUAUGGAACAAGAAACUCUUGGUAUUGAAAAAAGACAAGUAUGUGAAAAGGUCUCUUCUCAACAACAUCCAGUUCCUACACGGGAAAUUCAAAGGAAGCAGCAAGAACAACAAUUGGGGUCAACAAAGGCAUCUGUGAAGAAAAGAGCGUUCUGUUCUCCUGGCUCAAUGUCAGCCUACCUCGAGUUUUGGAAACGACAAAAGGAUGAAGCGCUGAUGAUGAGCAGUGAGGUGCAUGAAAAAGGGCAAAAUUAUGAUGAUGAGCAGCUGAAUGAGACCGAUUGUGCUCUUCAGUUCGAUUGUGAGGGCAAUGAAGCAGUGGAACGAGCAAUUAUGGCACAGUUUGGAAUGGAAGUGUUUAUUACCACAGAUCCACCAAGUGAAUUGUCCUCGAAAAGGAAAAAACAUCGAGGUCGAACAAUGCUCCACAGAGUUCACGCACGUUCAAGAGAGGAGCGUCCUGUGAUUGUUCUGAACUCAUUAGGUCAGCCAGUUGGACCUACUAAGGAGAUUGUGCAAGAGUUCAAGUUUUUUCUGGGAACGGUGGCAAGGGAUUCCGAACUUGCACCGCUUAACUACAGAAAUUUUCCUAGCCUACCGACACUUGAUAAGAUAUUGGAUUAUGUCCAGGAGAAGUAUAUGGUCCCCCAUGCCGGGUUAAAUUGGGUGAUGGAUACUGUAAAUAGUUGUUGGAAAUAUUAUAAAUGCCAAAUCAAGAAGAAACACUUAUAUGCAUAUGAUACGGAUGAUUUAAGGUGGGAACAUAAACCAGAUACAAUCUCCGAUCAGAUGUUCCUAGAUCUUCUACAAUAUUGGCAUACCGAUGAGGCGAAGGCAAUUAGCCAAAGCAACAAAAGCAAUCGUCUAAUGUUAGAUGAUAUGCACACUUUGGGACGCAAAUCAUAUGCUAUUUUACGCCAUGAGUUGCAACAACAAGAUCCAGACAAGAAAGAACCUUCUCAAGCAAAGGUUUACAAGGAAUCAAGAAAAAGAAGUGCUGAAAGGACAUACAUUAGCAGCUUUGAAAAAGCAAAAGAGAAUAUUGACAAAAUUGAUGCUUUGGAGUCAGCACAAUCACAAGAAGAUGGUAAUGUAUGCAAUGACCCUUACAGUGAAGUGAUUCCACCUCCUAAAUGCAAAAGUCGUUUGCAUCUAUAUGGCUCGGGUGUGAAGAAGAGUGAUUUGAAGAACAAAGAUACAAAGUCAAAUUACAUACUCCCGGAGGAAUUCCUGGUAGGCAUAGAAACACAAUUAGUCCAAGAAAUUGCACCUACCAUCACCGCUGCAGUUUUGGAUUCGAUUCGCGAGGUGAACCCCGGGAUUAAUCUUGUGGUUCCUAGUACUCUACAGCAAUUGACUCCGCAUGAUGCAUCUAGCGCACCAGAUCGAAAUACUGCCCAAAGUGGACAAUCUUCAAAAUCAUUUAAUCAGGUGCUUGAUGACGAUGAGCUACCCCGGGAUGAAUGAAGUAAGGACUAAUGUUGAUUUUAUGUAUCUAUUGCAACUUCUAGAGAGCUUUCACAUUAAACGUUUGUUAAUUAAUUAGCUAAUGAACUUUCAUUUAUAAUUAGUUAGUAUUGACACUUCGUUUACUUUUGUAAUGUAACGAAUAUAUAUUAUAUGUACUUCGUUUAUUUUGUAAUGCAACGAAGAUAUAUUAUAUGUA